UCCUCGGUGGUUAUUCCACAUCGAGCAGUCUGUUUGAACGGCCGUGAGCGGUUUUCUUCUCGGAACAAUGACAAUCAAAUCGGUAGUAAUUAGCGGAAAAUUUUGGAAAAUCUGAACGUUGAGACUUAUGCAUUGAGGCAGUGAUUUUAGGCGACUUUGUUAUCUUUUUUUUUCAUUAAAAAAUAGUCUAACAAGUGAAUUAGGCAUACUGUGCCAGUAAAAGAAUGUGAUUUCAGUUGGUUAAGUAAACACUACAUCGUAAACGAUACCAUCUCUGUAGGUUAGAACCGUGAAUGGAAAUCGGUUCAUCAUUUAUUUAGAGUCAAAUAAAAUCGAUAAUAUGUCAUUCGGAUACCGUGUAUCUAUUCCAGCGGUUAACGGGCAUAGUGGCCGGUAAAAAAACGCAAGGCGUACCCCCAGGCUGGUGUCCUAGUGUCUAUCCAUCGUUAUGUGACAUUUAACUUCACAACCCCGUGAGUGAUACAUGCCCACAUUAAAUGCCUCAGAAUUGUGCGAUCGAGAAGAGGUAAAAUUGUGUUUGUCGCUCAUACAGAAGCCCCCUGUGAGAAAAUUAUGUUCUCCUACGGUAAUUACUGAGCCACCUCGGAGGUGGCAAUUUAAGUGUUGUCAUGAGGAAGACCUCAGUUUGGUCGCAUAUUUAAUAGUUCCUGCUAAUGCAAGCGCCUGCAGAAACGAAGGAUUGCCGAUUGCAGCUGAAAAAGAAACGUGGGAAGCACCUACCUUCCUACGGUGAAACGAUCGAUAUGAAUGAAUUUUAAAUAGGUUAAUCUGGAGUGGUAUAACCGAUUUGCAACGUUGUUGCUAGUGAACCAUGGCUCAAGGGAUAAUGGAUCAAUUUGAACUCGUAGUGUUGAGCCUCAUAAAUUGGCCUAUCUGUUAGUGUGGAAUUAUAAUCCUUAUAGAAUGAGUGACGCAAAUCAAGAACCUCCCAGUAGUGAAACUAGUGAAUCUAUAAAUAGUUGUGUUCUAGUUAAAAUUACUCCAAGCCAAGACGACGAAAGUGAUAAAACGGCUAGCACAAGCAUUUCACCCGACGGACCUUACACGAGUGAAGCAAAACCUGCCCGAAACGGCAGUUUACCGGAGGGUAUACUAUACCGAUCUUCUCUCAAUGUGAUACUGCCAAAUUUUAUCGAACAUGAACAACGUGCCAGCUCUCCGUUCCCCGAAGCAUCACGCCAAAGACAACCAAGGACAGCUCAUUCAAGCCCAGUUCAAGCGAGACGCAGAUUUAGCCAAGAUACACACGGCUUCAUAACGGGCAAUAAAAGUGUCGAAGAAUCCAAUAAGAUAAACAAGCAAAGCGAUCAGAAUCAAUUAUUUAUGCGACACAGUUCCGACAACAUUCAUGCUAUUAAUAACUUUCCGUGCUGCACUGGGCCUACAAUCGGCAUAAAUGGUGGGAUGGGCUCAUACAUGAACCACAUCAACAGCAACAGUGACCACAGUAACGGAACCACCAAUGGAAACAGUAUCUCCAACAAAUUCACCGUCACCAGGACGAACAGCACCAAUACCACGGGCGAAUUGGACACACACGGAACGGUUUCCACAGCGUCAGUCCAUCAGUCGAGCGAUAGCAAUCACCACGUGGCCGCCGAUGGCACAACUUCAGGUUACCAUGGUGGUUCACAGGACUCAAUGAAUGAAGCAGACACCGGUAGACUAGAGGCGGCGAAUGGAAAAUCACUAUCGACGCUGGACGAUAUCAUGGAAAGUCCCCUGCUUAAAAGCCCAGUUGAAAAAUGGCUCGAGGCACAGGAUAAGGCUUUGAAACAAAUGACCGAUAACGACGACCGCAAUCGAAGUCCCGAUCCCUAUAGCAAAAUAUUUGGCCCCAAAAUAACGAACGAAAACAUUCCGGGAACACCGAUGGACCCGUCCGACAUAGCUUCGAACUUCAACCAAAGCUUCACCUCCAGCACAAUGCAAAUAAACAACGAACGAAGAAGAUCGUCCUCCAAGCUCCUAGGGGGAGGAGGUUCUCCUGUAAGGACAGAUGGUAGAGAUGAUAGAGAUUCAUUGAACCGCAAUAGCAUAGACGAUACAAGCCUCCGUAGCAAUAGGCGUCGAAUAUCUCAGCAGUCGAACGACACUCGAAGGACCAGCAAGCAGGAUAAAGAGGGUCUCGAUCCCGAGUCGCUGAUGUUCCGUGAUGGGCGACGAAAAAUCGACAUGAUCCUUUGCUACGAGGAAGAGGACGAAGGCGUUAUGACGGAGAUUGAAGCACUGAAGCGACACCAGCGCAAAGUUUUCCAAGAGAGCCUCGUGAAGGAAGGGCUCGAGAUCGAAAUCGAGCACAAAUCGCAAUCGUUCGACGAGAAAACGUACUUCAUCAAGGUUCACAUACCGUGGCGAACCGAAUCACGCUACGCCGAGGUUAUGAACCUGAAACUACCGGUGAAACGGUUCAUCACAAUCAGCGUGAAGGAGGAAGAAUCAACUCUACGAAAACACCAAAAUAAGUGGCUCAGCUACUGGAGCAAGCUCAUGUCCGUGACCGAAUACAACUACAGCCGGAUCGAGAAGGAACCUUCAUUCUACUCGGCGACGGCCAACGGCAACCCAGAGGAACAGUUCAUAGUCAAGGACCGUUGCACCACCUACAACAGUGCCCAGCGAAGUCUGAUAGUGAUGCAAAUCCUGAUGCGAACGCGAUUCGAUGAAACCGAAAAGGCCAACAAUGUUGGAAUCAAAAGACUGCUCAACGAUGGAACCUACCUGGCAUGUUUUCCACUUCACGAGGGCCGGUAUGAGAGGAAUCACUCAUCUGGCGCUAUAUUCGAUAGGCGGUUGCUGUAUUUGGAAUGGGCCAGACCGGCCAAAUGGUACAAGAAACAACCGCUCUGUCUUAUUCGAAAAUACUUCGGAGAUAAGAUAGCGUUGUACUUUUGCUGGUUAGGUUUUUAUACAAAAAUGCUGUACGCGCCUGCCAUCGUCGGAUUUUUCUGUUUCCUGUAUGGGUUGGCGUCUAUGGAUUCAAGUGAUAACAUUCCAACGAAAGAGAUUUGCGAUGAAAAUGGUCCAGGAAACAUCACAUUGUGCCCUCUAUGCGACAAAGCAUGUAGCUAUCAACAGCUAUCGGAAUCAUGCCUGUUUGCGCAACUAACGUACCUGUUUGACAAUCCCUCAACUGUAUUCUUCGCCAUCUUCAUGUCAUUUUGGGCCACGACGUUUCUGGAAAUGUGGAAACGCAAACAGUCGGUACUGAUUUGGGAGUGGGAUCUACAAAACAUCGAAAACGAAGAGGAUACCCGUCCGGAGUUCGAAACGUCGGUGAAAACGUUCCGAACGAAUCCGGUGACCCGCGAGAAGGAACCCUACAUGCCAACCUGGGACCGGGCAAUUCGUUUCUUCGCGACGUCUAGUGCCGUAUUGUUCAUGAUUGCAGUAGUUUUAGGCGCCGUUCUGGGGACCAUCAUUUAUAGGAUAUCACUCGUAUCUGUGAUCUACAGUGGCGGAGGACGAUUUUUCCGCAAGCAUGCCAAACUCUUCACCACGAUGACUGCUGCCUUAAUCAAUCUUAUCAUUAUUAUGAUUUUAACUCGUAUUUACCACAAGCUAGCUAUCUACCUAACCAAUUUAGAAAAUCCUCGUACACAAACGGAGUACGAGGACUCGUAUACCAUCAAGAUAUUCGUGUUCGAGUUCAUGAACUUCUACAGUUCACUGAUCUACAUUGCGUUUUUCAAGGGGCGCUUUUUCGACUAUCCGGGAGAUGACGUGGCGCGGAAGAGCGAAUUCUUCCGUCUGAAGGGCGACAUCUGUGAUCCAGCGGGGUGUCUCAGUGAACUGUGUAUUCAGCUGGCGAUCAUCAUGGUGGGAAAGCAAUGCUGGAAUAAUCUGAUGGAGUACUUUUUCCCAGCGUUCUACAACUGGUGGCGACAGCGGAAACACAAACAACUCACUAAGGACGAAACGCAUCUGCACAUGGCGUGGGAGCAGGAUUACCACCUGCAGGAUCCAGGACGGUUGGCCUUAUUCGAUGAAUACCUCGAAAUGAUCGUACAGUACGGAUUCGUAACCCUGUUUGUGGCAGCGUUUCCACUGGCUCCACUGUUCGCAUUGCUCAACAACAUCGCUGAAAUUCGGCUGGACGCCUACAAGAUGGUAACGCAGUCCAGACGACCAUUGGCGGAAAGGGUUGAGGACAUUGGAGCAUGGUACGCGAUUCUAAAGAUUAUUACUUACACGGCUGUGGUGUCAAACGCAUUUGUGAUAGCAUAUACAAGUGAUUUCAUUCCUCGAAUGGUUUACAAAUAUGUAUAUUCUCCUCAAUUUACACUGCAUGGAUACAUCGAACAUUCGUUAUCAGUUUUUAACACGUCCGACUACAAAGACGAAUGGGGUACCAAAACCGAAUCGGAUCCGGACAUCUGCCAAUAUCGGGGGUACCGCAAUGGACCCACUGACCAGGAGCAGUACGGCCUGAGUCCGCACUAUUGGCACGUUUUUGCGGCACGGUUAGCUUUCGUGGUGGUAUUCGAGCAUAUAGUGUUUGUGCUGACGGGAAUCAUGCAGUUCAUCAUACCGGAUAUACCCGUUGAGGUCAAGACGCAAAUGCAGCGCGAGCAGAUGCUCGCCAAGGAAGCCAAAUAUCAGCACGGACUGAAGAAAUCGCGCGAUACGGACUACGAAGAGAUUCUGCAAGCCCUCCGGGCGCAAAGCAAUAACAGCAGACAAGGAAUACGAGGAAGCUGGGCACGACGCCUCAGUCGACUAAGCGACGGACUAGACGCUCACGUGGAAGUCUCGAAUCGUCCACGACAAUCGCUGGAAUCUACCGUUUGGGAAGUGACAUAGCAGUAGUUAAACACAUAGCCGAUAUUUUCGCUACUUCAAACGCUGUAGUUCACCAUUCAUUUAAUUAUACUGUAAACUAUUUGUAUGUUAAAUAAACAUUCCAAACGCGGCAUUUUUUUUUGUAAAUAAACGCUUAAUUGUUUAUACGA
Messenger RNA from Aedes albopictus (Asian tiger mosquito), 4973 nucleotides. RefSeq names its product anoctamin-4. Gene Ontology annotation, cellular component: plasma membrane. The record is from RefSeq and is a predicted model, not a curated record. Lineage: Eukaryota; Metazoa; Arthropoda; Insecta; Diptera; Culicidae. The coding region runs from base 925 to 4824 and encodes 1299 amino acids. Gene Ontology annotation, biological process: chloride transmembrane transport. The transcript is spliced from 13 exons. Gene Ontology annotation, molecular function: protein dimerization activity; chloride channel activity.